GCGCGCGGUCUGUUUCUAGGUGUCUAGCAACAACUACCAGCCCAGACAGCCGGCGGCAUCGGGAGCUUCUAUUUCUCGGUGUGUCUUCUCCACGAUUAUCCGCUGCCGGGGUUGAUUCAGAAACAAAAGUCAGUUGGCUCUAAAAGCAGUGAAACAAUAACCCUGACCCCUGCACAGAGAUAUGAGCGGCAGCGGGCGGCCCAGGACCAGCUCGUUUGCUGAGCCGCCAGGUGUUCCAGGACCCGCCGCUGCGCCCACCGGAUCAGCCGCUGCCGUGGGGAGCAGCACAGGAAAGUCCGGGGUCCCGCAGGCCUCCGGGAGCAGCUCGUCGGGAUGCUCGAACCUAAAGCUUGCCAGAGACAGCGGGAAGGUGACGACCGUCGUGGCCACUCCAGGUCAGGGCCCGGACCGCCCACAGGAAGUCUCUUACACCGACAUCAAGGUGAUCGGUAAUGGGUCGUUUGGUGUGGUGUACCAAGCUCGCCUCAUCGACAGCCAAGAGAUGGUGGCCAUUAAAAAGGUCCUGCAGGAUAAGAGGUUCAAGGUAGAAACCUCCAGCAGGAAAGCAGAUAGCAUAGGUGUAGCAGCUGGAGUCCGGCACGUCCAGAGCAGCAGAUAUCCAGAGGAACCUACAAGACAAGGGAGCUCAGGGACUCCAGGAAGGUCUAUGGUUAGUAACUGUCAUGGGACAGGAAGAGUUAAAGUAAGAGACAGGCAGUUAGAGGAAAGAGAUGAUGAUGAUCAAGAUAAGAUCCAGUCCCAUCUCACAGACAGGACUUCACCCAUGCUGUGUUUUCUUCCGCAGAAUCGAGAACUCCAGAUCAUGAGAAAACUGGACCACUGCAACAUCGUCAGACUACGUUACUUCUUCUACUCCAGUGGCGAGAAGAAAGAUGAAGUGUAUCUCAACCUGGUGCUGGACUUUGUCCCUGAGACGGUCUACAGGGUUGCCAGGCAUUUUAACAAGGCCAAGAACAUCAUUCCUAUCAUAUAUGUGAAGGUGUACAUGUACCAGUUGUUUCGCAGCCUGGCUUAUAUCCAUUCCCAGGGUGUGUGUCACAGAGACAUCAAGCCCCAAAACCUGCUUGUCGACCCAGAAACUGCCAUCCUCAAGCUGUGUGACUUUGGCAGCGCCAAGCAGCUGGUCCGCGGUGAACCCAACGUGUCGUAUAUCUGCUCCCGGUAUUAUCGCGCCCCUGAGCUCAUCUUCGGUGCCACAGACUACACGGCAAACAUCGACAUCUGGUCAGCAGGCUGCGUCCUGGCUGAACUGCUGUUCGGACAGCCCAUAUUCCCCGGAGACAGUGGAGUAGACCAACUCGUAGAGAUUAUCAAGGUGCUGGGAACACCGACAAGGGAACAGAUCCGAGAGAUGAACCCAAACUACACAGAGUUCAAGUUCCCCCAGAUUAAAGCCCAUCCAUGGACUAAGGUGUUCAAACCUCGAACCCCUCCUGAAGCCAUCGCUCUCUGCUCCCGGCUGCUGGAGUACACGCCGGCCUCUCGCCUCUCCCCGUUAGAGGCCUGCUCACACGCCUUCUUCGACGAGCUCCGCCAGCCCAACACACGACUGCCCAGCGGCCGAGACCUGCCCAUGCUCUUCAACUUUAGCCCCACAGAGCUGUCAAUCCAGCCCCAGCUGAACUCAACCCUCAUCCCUCCUCACGCUCGCUCUCACACAGCUGCUUCCGCCCACGAUGGUACUGGCUCCGAUUCAUCUCAACACAGUUCAGUACCUGGAUCUCUCAACAGCAUCUGAAGCAGCCUCUCACCUGCCUGCCUGUCAGCCUCACCCUUACCUCAGACACACACACACACACACACACACACACACACAUACACUCACACACACUCACACUGUACUGCUUUCCUCCAUGCUGCUUGCUCUCCUCUUAGAUGAUCUGUUUUGUACAGUGAACACAUGAAACAGCAAACGUUAGCUCAGUAGCUGCCGGGGUGUAAACUACAGCAGGAGAUUGUUACACGCGUUCAGAGUCGGGCUGCUGCUCAGGUGGGACGUGAAGGUUCAUUAGUGGGGGCUGGUCCUCUGUAAAAAAAAAACUUUUUUUAAUCAACAUUUCUUCUUUAUAUUUGUGUUAAUUUAUUUGACUAAUUGAAAGAAAAAAAACUUCUUUUUUUUUCCACUUCAGAUUAUUUUUUUAUUCCUCAUUGUGUCUGAGUCCCUGUCAGUGAGGGGUGAACAAAGAGGACCCCAAGCAUGUGAUUAGGGAGAACUUUAUCUCUGGGUGGGAGAGCGACUACAGAGGGUGUAUUAUUUCUUUCAAGCCUGCGUGAUGUUGAGGUUUGAAUUAAUCCUCCUCGUGUUUUUAACGUAUCUGCGUAUCACUACAGGGUAACCCAUCUCAGCGUCAGGUCGUUGAAUUACUGGAUGGAGCAUUAAUCAUGUUACCAACCAGCUGUCGGCCAAACGUUGAGUCUUCAGUCUGUGUCUUAUAUCCGUCUGUUUCACUGAUCCAGAGUGUUUUGUCUCAUGAAAGAGGGAAAUAUUCCUCCAUGAGUAAAUUCAGCGUCUAAGACGCUUUUGAAACCCUUUCCAAAUCUAAAAGUGAGCCGCAUCCAAAACACUAGUGCGACUAAUAUGACAGGAUGAAAUAUAGGGGAGAUAGCUUGUCGUGUUGCGGUAUUUCACCCAGAAGAGGGCGCUCAAACAAGCAACCAGCACCUCUUUGUUACCAGAAGAAGCUGGUUGAUCAGUCGCAGUGGGUCCUUUCCUCACAAACUCCAAACUCCACAUCAUGCUUGAAAGAAUCGUACAGCUGCACAGAAACUAUGCGCGCAUUUAGCUGAACGCAGGGGAAGUUGACUUCACAGAGAGACCCCAAACAUACCUGUGCGACUGAUAUUUCAGAUUCUACAGGAAGUGACUCCCCUCUGCAAAUGUUGCUGAUUAGUUUCUCCUACCUACGACAAACUUAUUCUAAAUAACUCGUCAGAGGAAAACUGAAGCAGAACACGUGAAACUUUGCUUUAAUUCUUUGAUUGCUUAAACAGCUCAGUAUUAACUUUGAAUCUGUGUCACAUGCUGUUAGAGAGUAAUCAAAUAUCCCCCCCCUUAAAUCCCCACAAUCUUGUUAAUUCCACCUUUAACUGGUUUCACUUUGUUUACGAGCAGGAAAGCGUCACUGGGGGGAAACUAGGGUAAAGUUGUGUUCCAGAAAACUUUCCAGAGUUCAUGGAGUUCUUCCUUUUAUUAGGACUGAGGACAAAAGAGAGAGGGAGAGAGGGAGGGAGGGUUUCCUGCUGCAGAGCGCCUGUGCCAGAAUCAAAUCCUGGUCGCUGCAUUUAGGACUCUGAUGAUGAUAUGUACAGUAGGAAAUCUAACCGUAGAUGUCUUUAAGAAGUCUGAGUUUCGAGUCCUUUUAAAGUUUGGAAAGUUUUAAAUUUGCUUGAUCGUUCUCCUUGACUUCUUUGAUUCUGAACCCUUGUUGUACCUUCAGAUGAUGCUGAAGGCGUUGCUCUAAAACCUGCUCGUCCCCAUGAACAUAAAGAAAUGAAACGCUGACGCUGUCUGAUGAAAAGAAUUGUUCCCUUUAGUUAAAUACCUCCUCCUUCUCUGAUGCUAGUGGAGGAAAUAUGGAAGAGACGGGAAGGACGACGACUUCAUGUUAACUUAUUUAUUUGUCUUGGAUGAGAGCCGGAUGUUGGGUUCUUAAACGGCAUCAAACUGUAGAGAGUGAAGUAACUGAGGAUGAGCGGUGUGUUGUGCGGCCUCGGGAGAGUACAGUAUGGACUUCACGCGGCACAGUUCUGCUAGCUUACUGUGUGUUUGUGUGUUAUUGUACUUCUACUUUUGUGAGGACCAAAAUUUCACCUCACAGAUUUGGAUUUAUCGUCAAAUUAAGGAUCUGUUCGAGGUCGCUGGUCAGAGAAUGUAUUCCCACAGGCCCCAUCCUCCUCACACAGCAGAGUACAGGUGUGUGUGUGUGUCUGAGCAUACUCCAACCUGCAGUCUAAACAGUGUUUUAGGGAUUAGAGCCGUUAACAAUACAGACCUUUAGUAAGCAGUACAGACCACUUGAAAGUUUGUCGGAUAGUAUAUUUGAUACUGUUGUUCCAUGCCUCCACCUGCUGUUUUUGAACUGCAGCCAUGUUUGUUUGUUCUUUUUAUUCUCCGUGUAGAGCUCCGCUGAGCCUCGAUGCUUUUUUGACUUCCAUCACACUCGGCACAUCCACAUUGGUUUUAUACGGGGAGAGUGGAGAGCAUUUCUCAUUGUCUGUCAUCCCCAGCUGUUCUAGGUCUCAAACUAAUCUCUCUGUCCUGUGGGCACAUUUUCUGCUUUCUUUGCUCCGAAGAGAUGAAUCGGUACAACGGAUAAACCCAGCGGGUGUCACGCUCAGAGCUGUCAGACUCUCUGUGGCUAUGAAAAGGCGUGACAAAGCCAGCAAGAGGAAUCAUUCAUGGCUGAUUUUUCUCUUCCUCAGUCUCAGAAGCCAUUUCCCCCUCACUCUCCUCCUCCUCCUCCUCCUCCUCCUCUUAUGGCACAUGUAAAUAUCACUGAUUUUUAUUUUCUCUUUUUACUUUUUAUUACAGAGUUGUUUAUAUCUUACUCCCCUCAUCCUGUUGAUGAAAGCAGUCUUAGUUUGUGCAUUUGUUUUUGUAAAUAAGUUUCUUUUUUUCACAAUUCCAAAUGUAAAUUCUGCAAAAACAAAAGUCAGCCUACUGCUCAUGUUUGUUGAUGAUCUUUCUCUCUCUUUCUCUUCCUCGUUGUCCGGUGAGAAUUGUAAACUAGCUGUCGACAACAUCGUUAAUAAGCUGUCAGUCCUGUUAGGUCCUCUGUUGGACCUCCGGACUGUUGAAUGAACAUUUCAGGGGUUCUGUUCCAAAAUGAUCUUCUCAUUUUCACUCCGACAUGCUAUGUUUGCUCAUUUGAUCCAUUAUUGUAAAUCUGGACGCAUCAUUAUCCUCCUCAUACUGACUCGUGUGAACUGUGGGUCCAUACAGUUGAAUAAAUGCAAAACAGUUUGAAAGACUCAUGUAUGUUUUAACUUAUUCCCUUUUUUAUACAAUGAUCACAUUUAGUGUUUUCUCUAAAACCCCCCUCGGAAACUUUUAAAAGACCCAAAUCUCACUUCACAGAACCUCCACAAGAGGGCGCUUCUUUUUGAGUCACUGUUUUGUGUGCAUUUGCUUUUGAAGCCGUUAAAUGUCAGAGCUGGCUUCACCUCACUCAUUUAUUCAGAAUCUGAUUUAAAGCUCCUGUGAGGAGGUUUUAAAUGCUUAUGAAACAGAUUAGGAUUCAUAUUCAAUGCUUCUUUAUGGCCUCCAAAAGCUAACUUGAUGAUGUCCUGUUUUAUUUGUAAUGCUUGUAACCACUGCCAUAGGGUAGGUCGGUGUCAGACUGCAGGAGAGUGCUGAAACAGCUUUAGUAAAUGUUCUCUGCAGCAAAGAUUCAGGAUGAGUUAUAUGUGUUAUAGUUAAAAUAAAGCAGGACGAGCCCAGCAGAGUUUAAAGGAACCUCACAGGGUUUAUUAAAUCAAAGGAAUUAAAGGAAUAUUGUGGCCUUCCUUUGCAAGACCGACCCCCACUAAUCAAAUACUAAAGACAUAGUUGUAAAUGUUGACGAUAUGUUGAAUAGAAAUCCUCCUUUUGCAGAUUUAAAUCAAAUACUUUAAACUUCGAAAAAAGCAUCCCCAAAAACACCAGCUUAAAACAAAGUUCCAGUUCCUACCUUGUCCUCUAGAUGGCAGUCUCUGACAUUCCUGCAACUUGCUCUGUGAAGCUCCUGUGAGGAGUUUUUUUUACAAGCUGUGCAGUGAAAGAUUCUACCGGCUGAACUUUACAGCGUCGCCUCUUUAUGCCCUCCAAAAGCAAAUUUAACUAUCGGCAAAAUGAAUGACAGUUUGUUGUCAUUUCUAUGCCUGUGGCAACUAAAGAAUCAGCUGUUUUGUAUUCUUUCUAAAGCAAACCUUCACAUUUGACUGUUCAAAGAAAGAGGACACAAUUUACCCUCAUACAGGACAAUGAGCAGAGGUAUAAGGGGGGUAUCGAUGUGUCCACAGAGGGCGCCAAAAUCAACACACCAGAGAGUUCCUCACAGGAGCUUUAAAGAGUCUCAGUGUCAGAAGAAAGUUUCCUAUAGGCUCAAAAUCAAAGCAGCAGACAUUUUUUCUGCCUGGUUUUGGAACAGACCCUUUGUCGAGUGUUAUGUCACAUUGCAAUAUCUUCUUACUGUGCAGUAUUGAGAAACAUGUCUUAGCUACAGGUCACUCUGAUGUGAAAUGUCUGACUGGAGUGAUCUCAAAGUGUUAGCUAGUACUCAACAUGGGCAUUUUGUAUUAUGUGCUGUAUGGCAUUCAGAGUUGCUGCUAAUGAUCACAACAUGUCAGAAGUGGACAUUAGUGUUGUGACUGCAGACAGAGCCACCGAUGAGUAACCUGCAGAAACGUUGCUCUUCAUCGUCUCAGAAAUGUACUCGUGUUUAUUUGAAGUUCUUGUCUGUUCACAUUUCCACAGUUACUGCCGCAGAGGGACGUCUUAUUUAUGUCACUAUUAUUUAAGAGUUUUCCUGAAGUGUUAACUCGCCAGGGGUGGACUUGAAUCUGAGUGAUGGAGGGGGAAAGAGAGAGAAAGAAACACAAACCUGUCCGUCUCUGUUCUGUGUGUGUAUCAUAUGGACUCAUUUACUGUAAUAAAGUGAUGAAACUGUG
Messenger RNA from Notolabrus celidotus (New Zealand spotty), 6669 nucleotides. RefSeq names its product glycogen synthase kinase-3 beta-like. Gene Ontology annotation, molecular function: ATP binding; protein serine/threonine kinase activity. The record is from RefSeq and is a predicted model, not a curated record. Gene Ontology annotation, cellular component: cytoplasm; cytosol; nucleus. The transcript is spliced from 11 exons. Lineage: Eukaryota; Metazoa; Chordata; Actinopteri; Labriformes; Labridae. Gene Ontology annotation, biological process: protein phosphorylation; extrinsic apoptotic signaling pathway in absence of ligand; negative regulation of canonical Wnt signaling pathway. The coding region runs from base 182 to 1759 and encodes 525 amino acids.